AUGUCUGAAUUCAAAUCAACAACUGUUCCAACAACAGCUUUUAAAGACCAAAAACCUGGUACCUCAGGUUUACGUAAAAAAGUUACUGUUUUCAAACAACCAAACUAUACAGAAAACUUCAUUCAAGCCAUUUUAGAUUCAAUCCCAGAAGGUAAACAAGAUUCAACUUUGGUUGUUGGUGGUGAUGGUCGUUAUUACAAUGAUCAUGUUAUCCAAUUGAUUGCUGCUAUUUCUGCCGCCAAUGGAGUUUCCAAAUUAAUUAUUGGUCAAAAUGGUUUAUUAUCAACCCCAGCUACUUCUCAUGUCAUUAGAACCCACCCAGGUAAAAUCACUGGUGGUAUCAUCUUAACUGCUUCCCAUAAUCCAGGUGGACCAGAAAACGAUUUAGGUAUAAAAUAUAACUUAGCAAAUGGUGGUCCAGCCCCUGAAUCUGUUACCAAUGCUAUGUUUGCUAGAUCAUUAGAAUUACAAAAUUAUCAAAUCAUUCAAGACUUUCCAAAGGUUGAUUUAUCAACAAUUGGCGAAACCAAAGUUGGUCCUUUAACUAUUGAAAUCAUUGAUCCAACUCAAGCUUAUGUUAAAUUUUUGAAAGAAAUUUUUGAUUUUGAUUUGAUUAAAAAAUUCAUUGAAGCUCAAAAACCAAAAGGUUUCAAAGUUUUAUUUGAUGCUUUGAAUGGUAUUACUGGUCCAUAUGGUAAAGCUAUCUUCAUUGAUGAAUUAGGAUUACCAUUAGAAUCUAUUCAAAACUACGUUCCAAAAGAAGAUUUUGGUGGAUUACAUCCAGAUCCAAACUUAACUUAUGCAAGAACUUUAGUUGAUAGAGUUGAUAAUGAAAACAUUGCCUUUGGUGCUGCUUCUGAUGGUGAUGGUGAUAGAAAUAUGAUUUACGGUUCAGGCCCAGCUUUUGUUUCACCAGGUGAUUCAGUCGCUAUUAUUGCCGAAUAUGCUGAUUUCAUUCCUUAUUUCAAAAAACAAGGUGUUUACGGUUUAGCCAGAUCAAUGCCAACAUCUGCUGCUUUAGAUCUUGUUGCUAAAGAUAAAGGUUUAGAAAUUUAUGAAGUCCCAACUGGUUGGAAAUUCUUCUGUGCUUUAUUUGAUGCUAAAAAAUUAUCAAUCUGUGGUGAAGAAAGUUUCGGUACAGGAUCAAACCAUGUAAGAGAAAAAGAUGGUUUAUGGGCCAUUGUUGCUUGGUUAAACGUUUUAGCCGGUUACAGUGAAUUACAUCCAAAUGAUGAUGUUUCAAUUAAAAUCGUCCAACAAAAAUUCUGGGAAAAAUAUGGUCGUAUUUUCUUCACUAGAUUUGAUUUUGAAAAUGUUGAAAGUGACGGUGCUAAUAAAUUAGUUAAAAAAUUUGGUGAGUUUGCUACAUCAAAAGAAACUAUUGGUUCAACUAUAUAUGGUGAUGUGAAAGUUACAGAAGCUGGUGAUUUCAGCUAUACCGAUUUGGAUGGAUCAGUCUCUAAAAACCAAGGUUUAUUCGCUAAACUAUCAAAUGGUUUAAGAAUUGUUGUUAGAUUGUCAGGUACAGGUUCUGCAGGUGCUACUAUUAGAUUAUAUUUAGAAAAGUUCUCAAACGAUUCAUCAUUAUAUGAAAAGGAUGCUACUGAAUUUUUAAAAGAUGACAUCGAACAAGUUACUAAAUUUUUACAAUUCAAAGAAUUCGUUGGUAAAGAUAAACCAGAUGUUAUCACUUAG
Messenger RNA from Hansenula ciferrii, 1695 nucleotides. It is a transcript of the gene PGM2, whose product is annotated as phosphoglucomutase. Gene Ontology annotation, biological process: carbohydrate metabolic process. The record is from RefSeq and is a predicted model, not a curated record. The transcript has a single exon. Gene Ontology annotation, molecular function: phosphoglucomutase activity; magnesium ion binding. Lineage: Eukaryota; Fungi; Ascomycota; Saccharomycetes; Phaffomycetales; Wickerhamomycetaceae. Gene Ontology annotation, cellular component: cytosol. The coding region runs from base 1 to 1695 and encodes 564 amino acids.